GAUCGAUCCGAGAUAAGCUCGGUAAAUAAUAGAAGCCCUUUGCUGGGACUUGCCAAAUAAAUAGGAGCUUCCCAAAACACUUUGGAUUCGAUCUGGGAGAGUGGGAGCUAUGGCGGGCGGAGGAGUCCAAAUGCUCGCUCCCGGAUCCAGAGCCGCCGAGUACAAGGGCCGAAUGACCAGUUACGUGGUCUUCGCGUGUAUCAUCGCUGCGACUGGAGGAUCAAUCUUUGGCUACGACAUCGGGAUCUCGGGAGGAGUGACCUCCAUGAACGAUUUCCUCAUCAAAUUCUUCCCGGUGGUGUAUCGCAAGAAACUGGGGCUCAUCCGCGAGGACGACUACUGCAAGUAUGACAACCAGAAGCUCACGGCCUUCACAUCCUCGCUCUACAUCGCGGGCCUCACGUCCACAUUCGCCGCCUCCUUCACCACCCGGCGCUAUGGCCGCCGCCCCUCGAUCCUCAUCGGCGGCAUUAGCUUCCUCAUCGGGGCGGCGCUCAACGCCGGCGCCGAGAAUCUGGAAAUGCUCAUCCUGGGGCGGAUCAUGCUGGGCGUAGGCAUUGGAUUCGGCAACCAAGCAGUUCCUCUCUACUUGUCCGAGAUGGCGCCGGCGAGGAUGCGAGGAAGCAUGAAUCUACUGUUCCAGCUCGCCACCACCAUCGGGAUCCUGGUAGCCAACGUGAUCAAUUUCUUCACCCAGAAGCUCCAUCCCUGGGGCUGGCGAUUGUCACUGGGAUUGGCAGGGGCGCCGGCAUUGGUCAUGACAGUGGGAGCUCUCUUCCUCCCGGAGACCCCCAACAGCCUGGUGGAGAGGGGACUGAUCGAUCAAGGGCGAAACAUCCUGGAGAAGAUCCGCGGCACCAAGGACGUGGACGCGGAGAUGGAGGACCUGAUCGAGGCCAGCGAGACCGCCAAUGCCGUCAAGCACCCCUUCCGCAACAUCCUCAAGAAGAGGAAUCGCCCCCAGCUGGUCAUGGCCAUCUUCAUCCCGGCGUUCCAGCAGCUCACGGGCAUCAAUUCCAUCCUUUUCUACGCGCCCGUGCUGUUCCAGAGCCUGGGAUUCGGGGAUAACGCCGCGCUCUACUCGGCUGUCAUGACCGGCGCAGUGAUCACGCUCGCCACGCUCGUCUCCAUCGCUCUGGUGGACCGCUGGGGUCGCAGAUUCCUCUUCCUGGAAGGCGGCAUUCAAAUGAUCGUCUGCCAGACGACCAUUGGCGUGAUCUUGAAGGAGAAAUUCGGGGGAUCCAAGCAGCUGUCCAAGCCCUACUCCGUCACAGUAGUGACGCUCAUUUGCACGUUUGUGGCGGCGUUUGGGUGGUCGUGGGGGCCGCUUGGAUGGCUCGUCCCCAGCGAGAUUUUCCCGCUCGAGACGCGAUCAGCGGGGCAGAGCAUCACGGUGUCGGUCAAUCUCUUGUUCACGUUUCUGAUCGCGCAGGCGUUUUUGUGGCUGCUCUGCCAUCUCAAGUAUGGAAUCUUCCUGCUCUUCGCGGCGCUGGUGACCGUCAUGACCAUCUUCAUCUACUUCUUGCUGCCCGAGACCAAGAAUGUUCCCAUCGAGGAGAUGAUUCAUGCGUGGAGGAGGCACUGGUUUUGGAGCAAAUUUGUGGGCGGAUCUAGCUUGGCUCCUCAGCCUGUUCAACCGCUAGAGACGAUCAAGCCCAAAGACAAAGAUCGUGACGACGGAACGAGUUAAAAUGUUACUGCUAUCUUGUGUAAUAUCUUAUGCUGUUUCGUACAAGGGUCUAUCAACAGAAAAAGGUGGCGGGAGUGGCGACGACAUUGAUAUGAAAAUAUUUCUCGCCCAAGUCAACGUGGUUCGCUGACCCACGCAAAGAUGCUGAUUCGUUCGUACGAAUCACGCGAGUCGUGUCAACGGAUAUGUCCAGCUUCUAAAAAAAUCUCAGCCUUAAUGUG
Messenger RNA from Selaginella moellendorffii, 1911 nucleotides. Its product is annotated as sugar transport protein 7. Gene Ontology annotation, biological process: monosaccharide transmembrane transport. The transcript is spliced from 4 exons. Gene Ontology annotation, molecular function: monosaccharide transmembrane transporter activity. The coding region runs from base 110 to 1690 and encodes 526 amino acids. Lineage: Eukaryota; Viridiplantae; Streptophyta; Lycopodiopsida; Selaginellales; Selaginellaceae. The record is from RefSeq and is a predicted model, not a curated record. Gene Ontology annotation, cellular component: membrane.